Molecule: messenger RNA, 3871 nt
Organism: Loxodonta africana (African savanna elephant)
Lineage: Eukaryota; Metazoa; Chordata; Mammalia; Proboscidea; Elephantidae
Gene: HIPK4
Product: homeodomain interacting protein kinase 4
Exons: 4
Coding region: 1-1818 (605 amino acids)
Biological process (GO): peptidyl-serine phosphorylation; peptidyl-threonine phosphorylation
Cellular component (GO): cytoplasm; nucleus
Molecular function (GO): protein tyrosine kinase activity; protein serine/threonine kinase activity; ATP binding
Source: RefSeq, a predicted model, not a curated record
AUGGCCACCAUCCAGUCAGAGACCGACUGUUACGACAUCAUCGAGGUGCUCGGCAAGGGCACCUUCGGGGAGGUGGCCAAGGGCUGGCGGCGGAGCACGGGCGAGAUGGUGGCCAUCAAGAUCCUCAAGAACGACGCCUACCGCAACCGCAUCAUCAAGAACGAGCUGAAGUUGCUCCGCUGCAUGCGAGGCCUGGACCCCGAGGAGGCCCACAUCAUCCGCUUCCUCGAGUUCUUCCACGACGCCCUCAAGUUUUACUUGGUCUUCGAGCUGCUGGAGCAAAACCUCUUUGAGUUCCAGAAGGAGAACAACUUCGCACCCCUCCCUGCCCGCCACAUCCGUACGGUCACCCUGCAGGUGCUCAGAGCCCUGGCCCGGCUCAAGGAGCUGGCCAUCAUCCACGCUGACCUCAAGCCUGAGAACAUCAUGCUGGUGGACCAGACCCGCUGCCCCUUCAGGGUCAAGGUGAUCGACUUCGGCUCGGCCAGCAUUUUCAGCGAGGUGCGCUAUGUGAAGGAGCCGUACAUCCAGUCUCGCUUCUACCGGGCCCCUGAGAUCCUACUGGGGCUGCCCUUCUGUGAGAAAGUGGAUGUGUGGUCCCUGGGCUGUGUCAUGGCUGAGCUGCAUCUUGGCUGGCCCCUCUACCCGGGCAACAAUGAGUACGACCAGGUGCGCUACAUCUGUGAGACCCAGGGCCUGCCCAAGCCCCACCUGCUGCAUGCUGCCCGCAAGGCCCACCACUUCUUCAAGCGCAACCCCCACCCUGAUGCCACCAACCCCUGGCAGCUCAAGUCCUCGGCUGACUACCUGGCAGAGACCAAGGUGCGCCCGCUGGAACGUCGCAAGUACAUGCUGAAGUCACUGGACCAGAUCGAGACAGUGAACGGCAGUGGGGCGGCCGGGCGGCUGACCUUCCCAGACCGUGAGGCACUGGCUGAGCACGCUGACCUCAAGAGCAUGGUGGAGCUGAUCAAGCGCAUGCUGACAUGGGAGUCUCAUGAGCGUAUCAGCCCCAGCGCGGCCCUGCGCCACCCCUUCGUGUCUAUGCAGCAGCUGCGCAGCGCCCACGAGUCCACACGUUACUACCAGCUCUCGCUACGCGGCUACCGUCUCUCCUUGCAGGUGGAGGGCAAGGCUGUAUCUGCCAUGGAUGACGGGCCACCCUACUACCGGCUGGCUGAGGAGGAGGAGGCCGUGGGCCUGGGCAGUGCGGCAGGCAGCGGGCCCUUCUUCCGUGAGAAGGCACCAGGCAUGCAAAGGGCCAUCGACCAGCUGGACGACCUGAGUCUGCAGGAGGCGGGGCGGGGCCUGUGGGGUGAGACCCAUGUGGAUGUGGUCCCUGACAUGCUGGCCCCACUCAAGGCAGCUGGCCCUGGCCGCCGGGUGCCUGACUCUGGCCCUGAGCCUAUCCUGGCCUUUUACGGCAGCUCCCUAGCAGGCCGCCACAAGGCCCGCAAGCCGCCCACAGGCUCCAAGUCCGACUCCAACUUCAGCAACCUCAUCCGGCUGAGCCAGGCCUCGCCGGAAGAUGAGGGGCCCUGCCGGGGCAGCGGCUGGGAGGAGGGAGAGCGUCGAGGGGCCUCCGCUGAGCCGCCUACCAUCCCGCAGCGGGGCGGGGAUGGGCCCGACAUCAAAGACCUGGCCAUGAACGCUGAGAGGGCAGACCCUGAGCUCUUUGACCCCAGCAGCUGUCCUGGGGAAUGGCUGAGUGAUCCAGACUGGAGCCUGGAGGGUGUCAGGGGGCCACAGGCUCAGGGCCUGCUGCCCCACCACACCCGGGCCACCAGCUUUCUGCAGCAUGUUGGCGGGCACCACUGAGGGUGCCCCACCCCUGCCCAUUGCUGGAGUGGCCUUGACUGGAGUGGCAUCCUCUCUUGACCCAAACUGCUCCUCAGAGCCACCCCCAGAACCCGCAAAUUAUUCUUCCAGAAAGAUAGUUAUCCAGAAACUCCCUAUUCCUCUUGCCCAUGGCACAUGCCUGCACGUACCCGCAAACACUGGAGGGCCUUGGGGUCAGGCCUGUGGCCCCUCGGCCAGAGGGAGGCGGGAAGGGGGCCGCCCCCUGCUGGCCCCGAGCAGGCUCCCAUCCUGCUGUCUCUGCCUAUUUCAAUAAAGAACUGUUCAGCAUCCUGCCUCACACCUGUCCUCACUGCCCCGGGCCUGGCCUGGCCCUGGCAUGGGAUUCCAGGCGGCUGUCAUCAGUGGAACUGAAGGGAAGGGCUGUGCUCAGCGCACACUAACCCAUCCCCUAAGCUUGUUCAGUGCCUAGCAUGUGAGAUCUACCUUCAGAGCAUUCUAAGUGUUUAGCAUGUACUAAUCCAAGGUUGCCUAAUGCUGAGGGCUCGCUGUCAGUUACACUGUCCUCGCUAUGUGCUACGAGCUUGGUAUGCACUCAUUCAUGCUUGGACAUGUGAAGUGUAAGUUCACUUGCAUGCUUGGUGCACAUGCCAAUGUUCAGCACAUGCUAUCCCACCCUUGGGAUAUGGCUGGGAACAUGCUGAGUGUGCAGCACACGCUAACCCACGCUGGCUGCUUGACCAGGGCUCAGUCCAUGCUAGGCCAUGUGGGUCAAUACACUGUGGGCUUGUGUGCGCUGCACACUAAGGGGUCAGCACACACCAGUCCACACAGGCCACACACUGAGUGCCCAGGACACGCUGGUCCACACAGGUCACAUGAUGAGUGCUCAGCACAUACCAGUCACAUGCUGCGCUCAGCACACUCCAGUCCACACAGGCCACAUGCUGAGUGCUCAGCACACUCCAGUCCACACAGGCCACACACUGAGUGCUUAGGACAUGCUGGUCCAUACAAGUCACAUGCUGAGUGCUCAGCACAUGCCAGUCACAUGCCGUACUCAGCACAUUCCAGUCCACACAGGUCACAUGCCAAGUGCUCAGCACAUGCCAGGCACACACUGUACUCAUCACACUCCAGUCCACACAGGCCACAUGCCGAGGGCUCAACACACAGUGGUCCACACAGAUCACACACUAAGUGCUCAGCACACACUGAUGCACACAGCUCACAUGCUGAGUGCUCAGUACACGCCAGUCACAUGCUGUACUCAGCACACUCCAGUCCACACAGGCCACAUGCUGAGUGCUCAGCAUACUCCAGUCCACACAUGCCACAGACUGAGUACUCAGGACGCACCAGCCCACGAAGGUUACAUGCUGAGUGUUCAGCACACGCUAGUCACAUGCUGUGCUCAGCACACUCCAUUCCACACAGGUCACAAGAUGAGUGCUCAGCACAUGCCAGUUACACACUGUACUUAGCACACUCCAGUCCCCACAGGCCAUGCAAUGAAUGGUCAGCACACGGUGAUCCACACAGGCCACAUGCUGAGUGCUCAGCACACACCGGUCCACAUACUGUAGUCAGCACACUCCAGUCCACAAGGCCACACACUGAGGGAUCAGCACAUGCCAGUCCACACAGGCCACAUGUUGAGUGCUCAGCCACACCAGUCACAUGCUGAGCCCUCGGCAUUUGAUCUCAGUGGGCUGGCAGGUAUUGAGCCUACUCAGAUCAAAUGCUGAGGACUCAGCAUACACCAGUCUACACAGAUCACAUGCUACGGACUCAGCACAUGCCAACCCACACUGGUCACACGCUGAGGGCUCAGCACAUGCCAGUCUGCACGGGUCCUAUGCUGACCGCCCAGCACAUGCUAGGCCAGCAGGUCACCACAGUGUGCUCAGUACACACCAGUCCACACGGGCCACAUGUUGAGGGUUCAGCACGUCAGGCCACACAGAUCACACCUGAGGGUUCAGAGCGCACUAAGCUGUCCCCACAGAGGCCCAUGCCAGCUUUCCCCUGGGCCCCAAGACGCUAUGUCACCACUGCUCAGGCCCAGGCUGUA